Messenger RNA from Merops nubicus (carmine bee-eater), 1920 nucleotides. RefSeq names its product plasma membrane calcium-transporting ATPase 4-like. The transcript is spliced from 10 exons. Gene Ontology annotation, cellular component: membrane; intracellular membrane-bounded organelle. Gene Ontology annotation, biological process: regulation of cytosolic calcium ion concentration. The annotation marks the transcript as partial. Gene Ontology annotation, molecular function: ATP hydrolysis activity; P-type calcium transporter activity; PDZ domain binding. The record is from RefSeq and is a predicted model, not a curated record. NCBI's taxonomy places the organism in Eukaryota, Metazoa, Chordata, Aves, Coraciiformes, Meropidae.
AUGAGGUUCCUCUGCAAGGGAAGCUUGCUCCUGGUGCUGGUGGGGGGUUUUGCCUUCAUCCCCCUCUCUCCCCUCUCAGGCCUGUCUGGGAACCCCACCGACCUGGAGAAGAGGCGGCAGGGCUUCGGGCAGAACUUCAUUCCUCCCAAAAAGGCCAAGACGUUCCUGCAGUUAGUGUGGGAGGCACUCCAGGACGUCACGCUGAUCAUCUUGGAAAUCGCAGCCAUAAUCUCCUUGGGCCUGUCUUUCUACCACCCUCCGGGUGGGGACAAUGAACUGUGCGGCCAGUCGACGGGCGGCGUGGAGGACGAGGGCGAGUCGCAGGCAGGCUGGAUCGAGGGGGCAGCUAUCUUGUUUUCGGUGAUCAUCGUGGUGCUGGUGACAGCUUUCAAUGACUGGAGCAAGGAGAAGCAGUUCCGGGGCCUCCAGAGCCGCAUCGAGCAGGAGCAGAAGUUCACGGUCAUCCGCAAGGGGCAGGUGAUUCAGAUCCCCGUGGCCGAGAUCGUGGUGGGAGACAUCGCCCAGAUCAAGUAUGGUGAUCUCUUGCCAGCAGAUGGGAUCCUGAUCCAGGGCAAUGACCUGAAAAUAGAUGAGAGCUCCCUGACAGGGGAGUCAGACCAAGUCAAGAAAUCUCUGGACAAAGACCCCAUGCUGCUGUCGGGUACCCACGUGAUGGAGGGCUCUGGCAGGAUGGUGGUGACUGCUGUGGGGAUCAACUCCCAGACAGGGAUCAUCUUCACUCUCUUGGGUGCAGGAGAAGGAGAUGAGGAGAAGAAGGUGAAGAAAGGUAAAAAAAGUGGAGCCCCCGAAAAUCGCAACAAAGCUAAAACUCAGGAUGGUGUGGCCUUAGAGAUCCAGCCCCUGAAGAGCCAGGAAGGGGUGGAGAACGAGGAGAAGGAGAAGAAGAAGGUGAAGGUGCCCAAGAAGGAGAAGUCUGUGCUGCAGGGGAAGCUCACACGCUUGGCAGUCCAGAUCGGGAAGGCAGGGCUGAUCAUGUCGGCCAUCACCGUCAUCAUCUUGGUGCUGUACUUCGUGAUCGACACCUUCGGGGUGCAGAGGAGGCCCUGGCUGGCAGAGUGCACCCCCAUUUACAUCCAGUACUUCGUCAAGUUCUUCAUCAUCGGCGUCACCGUGCUGGUGGUGGCUGUGCCCGAAGGGCUCCCGUUGGCCGUCACCAUCUCCUUGGCCUACUCGGUGAAGAAAAUGAUGAAGGACAACAACCUCGUGAGGCACUUGGACGCCUGCGAGACCAUGGGCAACGCCACCGCCAUCUGCUCGGACAAGACGGGCACGCUGACCAUGAACCGCAUGACCGUGGUGCAGGCCUACGUCGGGGACACCCACUACCGCCAGAUCCCCGACCCCGAAGCCAUCCUGCCCAAAGUCCUCGACCUCAUCGUCAACGGCGUCGCCAUCAACUCUGCCUACACGUCCAAGAUCCUGCCGCCGGAGAAGGAAGGGGGGCUACCCAGGCAAGUGGGGAACAAGACCGAGUGUGCCCUGCUGGGUUUCGUGCUGGACCUGAAGCAGGAUUACCAGGCCGUGAGGAACGAGGUGCCAGAGGAGAAGCUCUACAAGGUCUACACCUUCAACUCGGUGCGCAAGUCCAUGAGCACGGUGCUGAAGAACGGCAACGGCGGCUUCCGCAUGUACAGCAAGGGAGCCUCCGAGAUCAUCCUGCGCAAGUGCACCAAGAUCCUGGACAAGAACGGUGACCCCCGGGUGUUCAAGGUGAAGGACAGGGAUGAGAUGGUGAAGAAGGUGAUCGAGCCCAUGGCCUGCCAUGGCCUGAGGACCAUCUGCCUGGCCUUCCGUGACUUCCCCGCUGACGCCGAGCCCGACUGGGACAGUGAGAACGAGAUCCUGUCUGACCUCACCUGCAUCGCUGUGGUGGGCAUAGAGGACCCUGUGCGGCCAGAG